AUGAAACUCGUGAACUUGGCCGUGUUGGCGUUUGCGUCGUGCAUCCUCGCCAAAAACAUUGUCUAUUUCGACGCACUUGUUUCGGCCAUGAACAACGACAAGCGAGAGGCGAAAAACAUCGUGUCGCUCGACGCGCUCAAGGCGGCCAGCGGCAGCGGUGUGUAUGAAGAAGAAGCGGCGGGAAACGCAGAUCCGGCGGCCCGCAAACGCGACGAGCAGGACGUUUUCCAUAUGUCGGCACCCUUGCUCCAAAGCUUGCUCCCCCAGGUGCCGCAGAUCUCGGUUUUCUCGAGCUACUUGCGAAACGACGCGAGGAUGGCCAGCCAGAUGGAGAACGCCGGCUCGUUUGUGUUGAUUGUGGCGCCCACGGACGAGGCGUUCGCCAGGUUUUCCGCCUCCACAGGCAAGAAGCCGUGGGAAUUCCCGCAGGAAGUCCGCGACGACGACACGGACGACCAGGUGAUCAGCGCCAACCUCCGGCACUUUGUGGAGGCCCACGUGUCGCGGCCGAUCGACCGGGAGCUGGCGGAAAACGCGCCCAUUACGCUUCUCAGCGGCGAGGAAAUGACCAUCGAGCGUUUGGCGGGGCCGGACAGCUACCAGGUUACGGUGGGCGACAAGCAGGCGGCGGUGGCGUCGAUCCGCCAGGCGGAGAACGGCGUGGUGUUUGUUGUGGACACGCUCUUGGUGUAG
Molecule: messenger RNA, 693 nt
Organism: Metschnikowia bicuspidata var. bicuspidata NRRL YB-4993
Lineage: Eukaryota; Fungi; Ascomycota; Pichiomycetes; Serinales; Metschnikowiaceae
Exons: 1
Coding region: 1-693 (230 amino acids)
Source: RefSeq, a predicted model, not a curated record